Molecule: messenger RNA, 1477 nt
Organism: Eurytemora carolleeae
Lineage: Eukaryota; Metazoa; Arthropoda; Copepoda; Calanoida; Temoridae
Exons: 14
Coding region: 239-1477 (412 amino acids)
Source: RefSeq, a predicted model, not a curated record
UUAUACUUAUUUCUUGCAAUGCGUGAAGCUGGACCAGUUUGUUUGAAUCUUGUAUAAAUCAGCUGUUAUGAAUGACGACCUGAGAUAUUGGUUUGUGAGUGGAGGACGACCUGUCCCUCCUCUAAAGUAAGCAUCUAGGGCCGGGAUGAGGCUACAGGGAGGCCAGAGGCUCCAGUGAGUGCUAAGCUGUGGAGUAGCAAGCUCGGCUAAGGGGGGUAACACCUUCUAUAGAUAUAUAAUGGCCGGGGGGACACAGCAGUACACACAACAUUAUAAAAGUUGUCAACAUGACACGCGGAACAAGCUGGGGAGUCGGCUGAUUACCAUCAAGAAGAGUCCCUUUAGGGGAUUCUUCCAGAAGAUGGGAACUAAGCUAUCCUGCUCCUGUGGUCCCCUAAAGAUCAAGGGGUACAGGUUUGAUGACCCUUGGGCUACUAAUACAAGAUCUAAAAGGGACGGUCAUCUUCUUAGAUUAUGGGCUGAAGUUUUCCAUGUAACAACAGGAGGAUCAGGCUCCGUUAAAUGGCAGCAGGACGGAAGUAGAUCCAACUCAGCCUCCAGGAUGAGAGCAAAGGCUGCUUCAAGCCGGUCAACCCCUGUAUCUCCAUCCAGGGGUAGAGAACCACAGUGUACAUGCUCCCAUCCAGAACAAACUGGUCGAACCUCCAGACUACAGCAGGAGUCAAGGAGUAGAGGUGUGAGUAACUGCAAUAUCAACGGUAUAGCAGGCGGAAAUCCAGCAAAUGGAAGUGCACAAAAUGGCAGUAAGAGGAAACCAAUGAGCACAAGUACACCAAGUUCCCCAACACGUGACAGAAAAGUACAGUGCACGUGUAUGACCCCGGAACAGUUUGCGCAUUUACAUCGCUACCAGCACGCCAACAGCAAAUCUGAUCUUAGAUCGAGUUCGCGAGGAAGCAGGGAGGACUUAACAACUGCAACAGCUCCUCCACAACAACAAAAUCAUAAUUUUGAUCAUAAAGAAAAGCCAAGGCGAACUGAAGGAUUUGGAAGUGUUAGAGAUAAAAAUAUUACGCGGGAAGGAUUUAGAGAAAUCCCCGACACACGUGGACAUGUGUCACGUGGACAUAACGGUAGUUCCGGUACAUCCACCGGAAGUUUAAAGUCAAGACGGGAACUAACCAAGUCGGAGUAUAACAUCGAUACCAAGAUUCACGACAAGGUCGUUUCAAAGCAACAAAGAAGUAAAUCGAUUGAUCAACUGAACAGCAAUCAGGGGAAAAGCUGCCAUUUUGACUCCGGAACCUUGAAGAAAAUGUUAACCCCUGUAAACCCAUCGGAGUCUCCCUUGACCUCUCCGGAGGUCUCGAGGCGAGGUCGGAGCUCAAGAGGAGGAUCAUACGACUCCGACAGGGAUGGAGGGUUUAUGUCUGAGCCUGAUAUGCCGGGCCGGUCCUCUAUACAGAACAAGAAGAUUCGGCAACCUCAUGUUGGGUACAGGGAUAUUUUUUUCUAG